AUGGACGCACCAAAUCCCCCACCACUCCUCUCAUUACCCCCUGAACUUAUACAGCAAAUCCUCACAUUCGUCUCUCUUUCGGACCUUCUCUCCAUAUCCUUAGUGAACCGUGUCCUCUAUGAGCAUUCUCUACAAGACACUUUGUACAAACCCCUUGUACAGUCCCCCACCCAAGGUAUCACUCCCGCUAAGCCAGACGAGUUAACCUGGCGGGAGCUCUACAAAACCCAUCACCCAUACUGGUUCAUACCACGGAACAAGAUCUGGUUCGCAGACAAUGUCCAUACUGGAAAGCUCUUGAUUGCCAGAUACAACCACCGACUAAAUGCCAUCGAAGCCUUCGCCCUUGUUGCCGAGCGCCGUCAACCCACCUUUCCGAUAUGGGAUUGGCAUCCGGAAGUUAUCAUUCAUACAUUCGAUCCCAAACUCCAACUCGACUUGAAUGCACCUAUUCUCCGCCUCGAUUGCAAGGCUUAUGAGAAUGCGGUUGGAGACGUGGUUUAUCGCCUUCAAAAAGAAGUUCCUAUGAACGUGCACCAGGAUCAUCCAGAAUCACCGGCAGGCCACCACUCCCGCCUCAUACUCACGUCACCUUUGCCACCACACAAAACUUCUUCAUCUACUUCGGUGUGGCCACCACUCAUACUUCCUAGUGAAAACCGUACACGCACCAAUUCGGCGACCCAUUUCCGCGAUAUCUCAGAUCGCCCUUCUACCCUAUCCGAGCUUUCACCUUCAACAUUUAGAAUAAGAAAGUGGCUACAGUUCUCGUCACGCCGCCUUGGUCAUAACCAGCACAUUGGCGAGGAGAUCAUUACGUUCGCAACUUUGCCGGAGGAACUAUACACACCCACACCACAGAAGCCAUGGCAAGGAAUCUGGUGUGGGGAUUACGCAGGACAUGGGGUCGAAUUUCUGGUUGUCACACAACCUGAAGAACCAGAUUCCUUGCCUUUGCGGGCGGAUUGGGCUAUGCUUGAAAGAGAACGUCAGAGCAGCGUCAGUAGUGUGGAUUCUUGGAGCACAGCACAUACAAGCCACUCGUCAGGAGAAGCGGGACAUCAGAAUGACGCAGGACAUGUUUCAGUUACGGACCCAAACAUCGAGACCAGCUGGGGUACGGCUCAACCCCACGAAUACCCGCGAGAACAUGCCUCUUCAUCCGCGGCUACCACGUCUUGUAAUGAGGAUGACUCCAUAUACCGAGGGCGUAUUGAAGCUAUCAAACUCACCGGUGAUCCUAACAUUCCACGCGGUGAAUACACAUUCAUAGCACCUGACAUUGGGGCCAACGGCUUGGUCCGAAUUGCAACGGAAGACAUGUUUAAAGGAGCCAGAAUCGUGAAAAGCGUCGGCCACAUCGCGGCGAGGGGCUACCGGGAUGAUGACUUUAUACCAUCUCAGCUCAUUCUCAUCUCGCAUGACCGACUCGCGCAGUACUGGGAGGAGUUCGGACAUGUGUCGUUUUAUCAGCGGGUCAAUAUUGAUGAGUUCACAAAGGUGGAUUAA
Lindgomyces ingoldianus is the source of this 1509-nucleotide messenger RNA. RefSeq lists its product as uncharacterized. The transcript is spliced from 2 exons. The record is from RefSeq and is a predicted model, not a curated record. Lineage: Eukaryota; Fungi; Ascomycota; Dothideomycetes; Pleosporales; Lindgomycetaceae. Gene Ontology annotation, molecular function: protein binding. The coding region runs from base 1 to 1509 and encodes 502 amino acids.